AUGUACAGCAGUGAUGGUAAAAAGCACUCUAGUGGACUAUGGUAUUCUAAAUCCAUAGAUCUCGAUGACAAAUCGUUGGCGGAUAGUGAUUCGAAGGAUCAGUAUAUACCUUCACGAUUUGGCUCACAAAUUUCCAAUUAUGAACAAAUGGAGUUACGGUGUGAACCUGAGUUGAAGGUCAUUGAAGUGCCCGAAGAACUUGCAGUUUCACCUUCUCAGUUAAGUGAUUUGGAUAGUGACACAUCAGAAGUGGAUUAUAUUGCAAAGAUCGUUAUUCCUUCUUCCGAUGGCUCAUAUAUUCAGCCGGCUGUUGAUAACGCUUGGGUCGGUAAUAAUGUAUGGGCUGAUGUCCGCUGUGUAUGUGGUCACUCUCAACCUAAAUCCGGACUUAUACGAUGUCCCAAAUGCAGUACUUGUCAACAUGUGCAGUGUAUGGAGUCAUAUUACAAUGUUACUAUGCCUCGAUUGAGUGAUGGAUAUACCUGCAAUGUAUGUGGAAAUGAAAAUACUGAAUUUCAAGGUACAUCUAACCAAUCAUCGGACACAACAACAAAUGCCAGUGCAAACAAGGAUUGUGUUGCUCUAAAUGAUGAUACUACGAAUUUUAUUGAUGCUGCUAAUAAUUCGUCAAUAAAAUUGACUCAAUCUUCUGAUGGGAACAUUGGAGCUCAGUAUGUAGAAGUUGCUGCUGAUAGAGCGAAAAGAUUGGGUCUUUUGUCGAAUAACUGCAAACUGGAUGCUGAUGGUUCUACGUUUUCUGGGUCUUGGUCUGGUCACUCUGUUGUAAAAGAACAUGAUACUACUGGACGUUCUGGUUGGUCGUCUGUGAAUUGGGAAAAAUUGAACGAAAUUUCUCGUUCUGGUCGCAGGCAUCAUGGUGAUACAGAUGUCAAUUUGAGAAUGCCAUCUCCUCCAAGAGCAUCCAAGCGGAAGCAAGACCUAACUUCUACAUCGUAUAAUGACACAGAAGUUGCCGCAGCCGAUUCGUCUUCUGAACAAAAUUCCAACACUACCGUUAUUUUACCAAAUAGUGGUGAUGAGUCAUCUUCUGUAGAUGUAACACCUUCGAGCACACCGUCAAAUACUCCAAUGAAACCAGGGACUUUACCACUCACUCCUGUCACUCCCACAAGUACACCUGGUGGCACGCUUACACCUGGUUCUGGAUACAGUAGUUCUUCAGGUGUAGAAGGCAGUCCACGUCGUCACAGACUAGGUAUUGAUCGUUCAACUAAUAAAGUCAGAAGAGUUCUGUUUUCCGAUGGCUCCAAUUCAACGAAGCGUCGUUUUGACGCUCGAACUAAUCCUCUUGGUGCAGCUUGGGCUAAGGACUAUCAGGAAGCUGAAAAUAAUGUUUAUACGAAAGCUCUGCUCGAACGUAUACAGAGUAGAAUAUCUGCUAGCGUCGAGCGAAAUCAUAAAAUCCCCCCGGCAUGCUUAACUCGGAGUUCGCUUUGUCGAGUUGUCCUUUUUGAUCAUAAUGAUAAGGGCUUAGAAGCAUCAAUCAGAUUAGCACCGAAUGAAGUUGUGACAGAAGUUCGAGGUCAUUUCUUACUGAUGGAAGAAUAUGAACAUUAUGUAGAUCCUGUUUCCGACUAUAAUCGUUACGUUAUGUUUUAUCGUGGGUUUGGCGAUCGGACGGUUGUCAUUGACUCUAGUCAAUAUGGAAAUAGUGCACGAUUUGUUCGACGUUCAUGUAUUCCGAAUUGUAGACUCGAGCAUUACGUUGUUCAAAAUAAACUUAAAAUUGUAAUUCGUACGUCUGUUGAAGUGAUGCCCGGGACUGAGUUAACCAUACCUUUUGACUUGGACUACCGAGCGUGUCGUUAUCCUUUGGAUUGUGCUUGUGCAAGAUCUCGUUGUCCUGUUCUAAAGUGGCGACGAAAAUUGCUUCGAAAUAAAGUGGUGCCCAACUUGGAUUAUAGUAAAUAUAUUGAAUCACAGCUCAGAGUACUUUCCAAACCUUUAUCUCAAGAAAGUCCGACAAAUAGAUCUUUUGAUUCCAGUAGUUUAACAGCAUCUCCAUUAGUAAAAACAUCUGCCACUUCAAACAGUGCUAUGAAUCAACCUAUCGGUUUAUCACCUAAUGUUAAUUACAAUUUGUAUAAUAUAAAAUCAUCACCUGGUACUUUUCGUAGAGAGGUUGAGCUACCCAUCCAUGACUGUGAUUCUUUGAUUGCUGAAAAAACAACUCAGAGUGAUUUAGAUUUAAAUACAACUGAACAUUUAGACAGUUCUGUUUCCUUGAACUGUGCAUCGUCUUCUACGCUUAUAAAUCAAAGGGAAAGUAAUGAACAGGUUAAUUCAGAUCUUAUCAAUUCCGAGAAUAAGAAUGUUACCGAAUCUGAUUUCGUAACUGACGAAAAUCAAAUUCCUGAAACUUCUCAACCUGUAGAUAUAUCAGCUGAAAGCAAUUCAAGAACAUCUUCAACGAAGAUUAAAGAUUCUUCAUUUCGGAAAAAUCAAAAUACGAGUGAAGAAAAACUGCCUUUUGAACCUAUCAUUACUACAAGAAGACAGGCUGCAGCUUUGAAAAAUAUCUUAAGAUAG
This is a messenger RNA of Schistosoma mattheei, 2550 nucleotides long. The record is from the annotation of a GenBank genome assembly. NCBI's taxonomy places the organism in Eukaryota, Metazoa, Platyhelminthes, Trematoda, Strigeidida, Schistosomatidae.